UGGAACCCUGAAGGAGAGACCGCGCGGUCGAGCCGAGAGUCGACAGACACUCCGCCUUCCAGAGUCGCGGAGACCGUUGCCCGAGUGAGGACUAGGACCGAUUUGACCUCAGCGAAGCUAACGCCACCCCAAAGUUGUCUCAGCAGCCAUCCACCGGCUGUCAACCUCUGAAUUAUUCAACUAGUUUGGUUAAUAAAUUAACAGGUCAAAAUGAAGCUACUGAGACCAAACGAGCAACAGUUGGAGAAGAUAAUGUCUGAGAUGAGCCAAAACACUUUGGAACAGCUCAAGACAGAUGCUCGUGUCUUGAAGCUUUGGUUGAAUCAACAGCCGCAUCUACCGCACUAUAUGGACGAGGACACAUUGACUUCGUUCCUGUGUGGUUGCAAGGGGAGCGUAGAGCGCGCUAAGGCCAAACUGGAUGCCUACCUGACUGCCCGCUCCGAGGUGCCCGAGCUCUAUGGUGACAGGGAUCCCUGUGGUCCCGAAAUCAGGAACGGAUCUAAAGUUAUCAAAUUCUUCCCGCUGCCGAGCCUGACAAAAGAGGGCUACCGUGUGGACGUAGCAAUGCUGACUCCCAACCACAAUCUGGCCGACUUCUCGUUCGCCAGCUUCUGCAAGCGAGUGCUUGCAACGAGUGACAUGCGGCUGCAGUACGAGUCAGUGUGGGGCGGCGAGGUUGUCAUCUUCGACGUCAAGGGACUCACACUGUCGCAUCUCACCAAAGUCAUGCCCUCUAUGAUCAAGAAGUUCGUCUAUUGCGGCCAGGAUGCCAUUCCUAGUAGACCUAAGGGACUGUACUUUAUCAACGUACCACAUUUCCAAGAACUGUUAGUCAAUAUGUUCAAGCCUCUAUUGAAAGAGAAGAUUGCAAAGAGGUUGCACGUUUUCUCCGGUGACCACACAGAACUAUACAAGCACAUCGACAGAGAGAUCCUGCCACAGGAGUAUGGCGGCCAGGCUGAUACCAUUGACAACCUAAAUAGGAACUGGCAGAAACUUCUUGAGGACAACCGAGACUGGUUUCUGAAUGAAGGAUCACAAAAAACAGAAGAAAAGAAGAGACCCGCAAAAAGUUACUACAAACCCACACAGCUCUUCGGAGUUGAUGGCACAUUCAAAAAACUCUCCAUUGAUUAGUAUAAGACUACUUACUUUAUAAUAAACAAAUUUAAUCAAUAUUGUCAAUAAACUUUUUUUAUGUAAAUACAAAAUUUAUCUGUAUAGUUCUAUGUUUUCUAUAAGGAGAUUGGUGAAUAAAUGACUGACCUAUC
Molecule: messenger RNA, 1274 nt
Organism: Nilaparvata lugens (brown planthopper)
Lineage: Eukaryota; Metazoa; Arthropoda; Insecta; Hemiptera; Delphacidae
Product: retinol-binding protein pinta-like
Exons: 7
Coding region: 211-1140 (309 amino acids)
Cellular component (GO): membrane
Molecular function (GO): phosphatidylinositol bisphosphate binding
Source: RefSeq, a predicted model, not a curated record